ACCGGUAAUUAUUAAAGCCGAAAACUUUUAAUAUUACCAGUAUUUGUUUACCCAUUGUUUACCUAUAGAUAACUAUAUCAGUGUCAUUCGACUGACAGUGUUUGUUUAACACGGGUUAAUCCCCGAUCCAUCUACCAUAGAUUCCCACCUACUUGUGUACGUAGCGCGAGGGACCGAACUCGUAGAUAAUAUACGGGUGUUAAUUGCCCAAAGACCAGGAUCACUAUGGCCUUUGUGACGUCACCGGUCUGUAUGCUGUCGAUUACUUCCGUAACGACUUGUCACCUCCAUUGUCUAAACACGGCCAUCUUGAGUACACCCCACAACUAACAAUCAGCAAGCCAAACUCUGGACCGCCCUCCCAGCUGACUCCGUCCAAUGGGUACAGCACAUCGCACGCCAAAGACACGGGGUAGUUCCAUAAAUCCACGAGAAUUGUCAGAACGUCACCACAGCUUCUGAUACUGUUCUAACAUACGCAUCAACGCUCUAGGAUCUCAUCAGAAACACUCAACUUAAAUAACAAACAAACAGCACUGAUGGAUGCCUCCUUACUUCAGCCCCUGUUUGUCGAUUGUAGCGUCGAGUACGAGUUGGAUAUGACAAGGUUCCCUGGGUGGGACGAUCCCGAGGCCAGGGCUCAACCGACCUUGAUGCUGCCCUACCCCGACCGUCAAUACAACAGCUCGUGUCCGUCUGUUGAUGAUGAGCUACAGAAUGUUCUACGGAAACUCAGUACGACCGAGGACGAGUUCCAGACCCUACUACGGGAAUUCAUUAUGACCGAGGAUGAGCUCCAUAGUUUUGUCCAGGACUUCUGCCCUAGUUUAGAGUCUAGUGAAGACGACCUUCCUUCAAUUAUUGAUGAUGUCUUCAGUUACGCCGAUAUCUUGUUGACGAUGACCGGUGCUAUUAGUCCAUCAGACAGCGACCACUCCCAGUCUCCAGAGACGUUUGAAUCGGCCACACAGACAGACGAUACCUUCAUGCCGGAUGGACCUACCUUGGUGGACUUCUUGUCCGACUUCUACAUCAGAGACCCGUCGUCAUCGACAUGUUUCUCCUCUAUCGACACCCUGUCGUCACCGACAUGUUUCUCCUCUAUCGACACCCUGUCGUCAACACCGACCGUCGAAUGCGGCAUCGACUUCUAUCUCCACAGUCAAGAACUACAUCACUCGUGCAGGAAGAGGCAGAUUUCUGACGACUCCUAUCAACCAUCAGCAAAGAGGCAGUGUAACCAUGGCGAUGACUACCACAACGAACUACUUUCGUCCUUCAUUACGGACAGUUCCGAGAACGAGAUGAGUUAUGGCUUUAGCGGAUGUGUUCGUGACUAAAUAAAUUAUAAUAAUAGUGCGUGCUGAAAUCAUAAUCUGAUCUCUGUAUUAUCACAAAUAGCUAGUGUUAUAGAACGGACACAACAUGCUGGACGUAUCUAUUAAUGGGGGAUGCUGUCUGUAUCCCGAUAAAACGCUAUGAUGACAGAUCCUGUAAUAGUGCUGUGUUUUUAUUGUUACGGUUUUAAUCCGGUCGUUUUUAUACUUGUUUUUGAGUUAUUAUCGUAUAAUAGUGCCAAAGAUGAAUAAAAAUGUUCAGAAAUUAUUUCAUUGUUUUCUUGUCUUGAUAUCAGUUUAGCGAUUGUCUCCCUCCCCGGACUUGUUUAAAACCUCAACUACUCCUCUCAGAUUAUAGAUUUUGGUUCGUCUAUUUUGUUGGGAGUGUGUCUGCAUUUGUAAUCAUACAUCCGAUUAUGUAAAUACCGGAAACAAUUGUUCAGAUUAAAUAACAGAAAAUAGUCUAUUUAUAGCCGCCCUUGACCUUCGCUUUCUCACAUAGUGACCCACCAUUUUCAACAAUCAACAUUUUCAGAAGAUUUCAACAUAUCUCAAAGCAACACACCUU
Messenger RNA from Mizuhopecten yessoensis (Yesso scallop), 1905 nucleotides. RefSeq lists its product as uncharacterized. The record is from RefSeq and is a predicted model, not a curated record. The coding region runs from base 540 to 1340 and encodes 266 amino acids. NCBI's taxonomy places the organism in Eukaryota, Metazoa, Mollusca, Bivalvia, Pectinida, Pectinidae. The transcript is spliced from 2 exons.